This is a messenger RNA of Closterium sp. Yama58-4, 1425 nucleotides long. Lineage: Eukaryota; Viridiplantae; Streptophyta; Zygnematophyceae; Desmidiales; Closteriaceae. The record is from the annotation of a GenBank genome assembly.
AUGGUCGUCUACUACGCAUGGUUCGGGAGCGCGCUGCGGAGCAAGCACCUGCGAUUGGUCAGCAAGGAGGAACCGGUGAAGGAGGAGCUGGGCACGAGGCUCCAAUUGCCGGCCCGCACCAUCCGAGCGGAGCUGCUGACCAUUGGACAGGAGGUCCACAUGGCCACGUUUGCCGCUCACGUGCUGAAGGGUCUGCCACCAGAGUACGGGUUCCUUUGCCGCAAGCUCGACAUCUCCAGCCCCGACAUGACGGUGGAACGAGUGUGCAGCGAGGUGUUGAUGGAGGAGCAGACUCUCUCCAUCGAACACAGUUACAAGCAGAUCACCAGCGAUGCAUCUUCUUUCUUGGGCGAUGUCAACACGAUCGUGGCUACAACGGGGGUCAACAACGGGAAGGAAGGAAAAGGGGGGAAGGAGCAGACGGACAAGAAGAAGGAUGACAAGCGGGAGAAGAAGCGAGGCCCCUUCAAGGGGCGCUGCUACAACUGCAAUGAGGAGGGGCACAUGGCUGCCAAGUGCCCCAACAAGAAGAAGGAUGCAACGAUCGCGGCAGCCGCGAACGUUGCUGAAGGCGACGGGAAGGGCGUGGUGCUCACCGUUGCGUGUUCGGCUGCAAAGCUGCUGGCCGAUGACAAGGACAUGUGGUUCCUUGACUCAGGAUGCUCCCAAUACAUGACCGGCCGCAAGGAGUGGUUCACGGUGAUCCGUGACCCAUCUGCAACGAAAUCAGCCAACUUGGUCUCCCCUGGGCAGCUCUUGGACAACGGAGCAAAGCUGCAAACCGAGGAAGGUGUCACUCGCAUCAUCACAUCAGGAGGUCAAGUGCCUGAAACGGCACGAUACUGCCAUCGCCUUCACUGCCUUGACCUGAAACCGGGGCCAGCAAGGAACGGUGCAACGGCUGCAGCGGCAUGCAACGGCACGGCGGCUGCAUCGGCAUGCAAUGGCACGGCGGCUACAACGGCAAGCAACGGCACGGCGAAGGAGAUUGCUGAUGUGGCGUCAAGCAAGCCGGAAGCUAACGAUGGAGCGGCCAGCCUCAAGACUAACGCGGUGGGCUCCAAGGCAACGCCCAACCUGUGGCACGCUCGCCUUGGACACGUCCACUUCGAUGCGGUGAAGCGAACAGCCACGAGCGGUGGCGUGUUCGGUAUGGACCUGGAGAAAGGAGCUCCUCCCAUCCAGCCCAUUCCACAACCCCCACGUCGCUCUAGCAGGCCUAACAAGGGGGUGCCACCCGUACGGUUCCAGCCAUCAGCCCUGACGGCCCAGGAUGCGGACGAUGAGGAGAACCCGUACGACAUGGCGUACCUUGCUGAGGACGACUGCGACACGGACAGCGAUGACGAAGUGGAGUACCGAACGAGGAUGAGGAGGAGGAAGGCGCUUGGGGAGGUGUCAUCCUCGACCUGGCAGCUGCGUUGA